Molecule: messenger RNA, 2722 nt
Organism: Cornus florida
Lineage: Eukaryota; Viridiplantae; Streptophyta; Magnoliopsida; Cornales; Cornaceae
Product: pirin-like protein
Exons: 6
Coding region: 38-1135 (365 amino acids)
Source: RefSeq, a predicted model, not a curated record
UCAAUUUCUAUGUUCACAUUCUGUAGUUUCUAUAUAUAUGCGUGUGGUUGCGACAAGCAGAGACAUUCAUGCAAAGAAGCUUAAGAGAGCUGCGACACAUAGGUUAUUGUUGAUCAACAAGGGCAUAGACAGAGUCGCUUUCUUCGUCAGAAAAUCCAUGUCUGCAUCCGAACAAAGCUCCGGUGUCCGCAGUCCCAGAUCGGUUGUCAAGAAGGUCCUCGCCAAGCCUCAAAAUGAAGGUGAUGGUGCUGUUGUUAGGAGAAGCAUUGGAAGUUCCGAAUUGAAGAAUUUGGAUCCAUUUCUCAUGUUGGAUGAAUUUGCAGUCUCACCUCCUGCUGGAUUUCCUGAUCACCCACAUAGAGGUGGAUUAUAUAUGUAUAUAUACACAUAUAUGUGGAUAUAUCCCUGUUCUUGCUCAUUUUCUUGGAUGCUGACUCCGUGCGAUGUUUUUACAGGAUUUGAGACUGUAACAUACAUGUUGGAGGGAUCUUUCAGUCAUCAAGAUUUUGCAGGGCAUAAGGGUACAAUCGGAACCGGUGAUGUUCAGUGGAUGACAGCAGGAAGAGGGAUAAUUCACUCGGAAAUGCCUGCAGGAGAAGGAACACAAAGGGGAUUGCAACUAUGGAUCAACCUAUCUUCCAAGGAUAAAAUGAUUGAACCGAGGUAUCAAGAACUGUUGAGGGAGGAUAUCAAACGAGAAGAGAAGGAUGGAGUUGAAGUCAGAAUUAUAGCAGGAGAAGCUAUGGGGAUUCAAUCUCCGGAUUACACCAGAACGCCAACAAUGUACCUUGAUUUCACUCUUAAACCGGGAGCCCAGUUGCAUCAAAAUAUCUCAGAAUCCUGGAAUUCCUUUGUGUAUAUCAUUGAAGGUGAAGGGGUCUUUGGUUCCUUAAACUCAUCACCGGUAACAGCUUAUCACGUCUUGGUUCUGGGUCAUGGAGAUGGUCUAAGUGUGUGGAACAAAUCUGCCAAGCCUUUGAGAUUUGUGUUGAUAGGAGGACAGCCACUUAACGAACCAGUGGUUCAGUAUGGGCCUUUCGUGAUGAACACGCAAGCUGAAAUUAAUCAAACUCUUGAAGACUAUCGUGGUCGCAAGAAUGGUUUUGAGAGGGCUAAGCAUUGGAGAUCUCAGUAAGUCAGCUACUUAAGGCAGAAGAUCACAGAAUUACAGAGAUUCUAUACUCUGGAGUAUCACUUAUAUUCUUCCAUUUGAAAUUUUAGCUCAAUCUGUAUUUCCAAUAUCGGUAACAAUAGCAUCAACAAUUCUCCGCUUCGGAAGGAGUAUUCUUUGGUUUCUCUGCCACCGAAGCAAUAAACAGAGGGAACAAGUGUCCUCUUUUUUUUUUUUCCUAGGUGAGACUCACACACACUACCUCCACUGAGGUUCGAACCCCUGACCUCCCUUUGGGAAGUAGGAGCCUUGUACUGCUAGGCCACAAGCCUUGGUAACAAGUGUCCAUUUUCGGUCCGUCUCUAUUUAAAAAAAAAAAAAAAAAAAUUCGGUCCGUCUCUAUUAAAUUUUCUAACACUAAAGAUUUUCCUAGAGUAACCACCAAAAGAGAGGAUUGGAGAAAAAGAAUUACGCAGAAAUGUAAUCGGGUAAAUUACACUCACACCCCCUGUGGUUUGGUCAUAUUACACCUAGAUUAACAUUUUGGCUUUAGAUUUCACUUAUAUUUGAAUGAGUUAUUUAGCAUUUCACUUACACCCCAAAUAUCAAUUUUUGAUUGAAUCGGAGUACUUUUGAGGUGUUAAAUGACUAUACUACCCUUUAACCUCACAUUGACUUUUUUUGUGACCAAAGUACCCCUCACAAUCACCACCGCCUCUCUAUCAUGAACCUUCUCUUUCUCAUUUUGACUUCAGAUGUGUGUAGGACGAUGACUAUACUGCCCGACAAGUGAAAUUUCUUUAACACCAUCAACCACUUCCUUCUGGAAUUUCUUUAACACCUUCGCGGAUGGUGGAAGGUGCGGACAAAAAGGAAAGUCGCAAAUCAAUAAGGAUGGGUUAUGGGGGUGGGUUAUGCCGCAGAUCGAUUCGCGAUGAGGAUGGGUUUUCCGCUCAGUAGAUUUUGGGUGAUGGGUUAACGGUGGUGGUUGUAAGGAUGGAGGUGGGAAUGGUGGCAGUGGUUUGGGAUAUGUGGUGGCGGAUGUCGGGAUGGAGAUGGUGGCAAAUGGUUUGGGAUAGGUGGUGGUGGAUGUAGGCUGCCCCAAAACAACUGUUAUAGCUGCUCGAAAGAGGUUUACGAUAGAUUGUUGAAAGAUUCUGAAGAUCUUAACUCUAUUCAAUGUCGCGACAUAAAUGCUCCAACAAGGUUCCAAAACUACUUUACCAAUUUCUUGAACUUGAAGGAGUUGUACAUGAACUGGUGCAUCUGAUGGAGCCAGAGAUGGUGGCGGUUGUGUGGGGGUAAGGAUAGGGUUUUUUUUGUCAUUUAAGAUAAUAUAUAUUUUGUAUUAAAAAAUUGAGGGUAAAAUGGUCCAUUCACAUGAUUGGGGUGUAAGUGAAAAGUAAAACCAAAAUUUUCAUCUAGUUGAAAUAUGACCUAACCUCAGGGGGUGUUGGUGUAAUUUACUCAAAAAAAUAUAUCACUGGAUGGCUGCAAAAAAUUUCUAGACGACCCAAAAUGUGGCUGCAGCUACUGUGUUUUAUACUAAAGUCACGAUGCAUCAACUUAUCUUCCUUAAAUUACUCUUUGCAAUAAAUUCCUUUUUGGCCA